GCGAUCUGGAGGUGGGCAAACGUUAAGAACCUUGACAUUUUCCUCACCGAAGUCUACGACUACUACACGGGCAAGGGACUUUACAAUAUCUUGCUGAUGCGGGUCAUCAAUCUUGCUACAUUUGCGUUUGUUGUCGGGUUUUCGAUAUAUCUGGGCUCUUGCAUUGACUUUUCGUUGAUACGAACAAGUCACUCACUGAAAGAGGUGGAAGUGCCGCACUGCAUGUCACGUAGACUGGGAGGAUUUUCAAAAUUCUGUCUCUGGAUCUUGACUUUCGUAUGGUUCAUUCGUUUAGCAGAUUAUAUCAUCGAUUUCCCUCGACUGCUCCAUAUUCGAGACUUCUAUCACCACCUGUUGGGCAUCAACAAUAGUGACAUUCAGACAAUCUCUUGGCAUCAGGUAGCUGCUCAAAUAAUGCAGCUCAGAGACGACAACCCACUCACGUCCGCGACAGCCCAGCGGAAAUACCUCGGACAUAUGUCGAAAGAGCGUAUGGAGGAGCGCGAUAUUGCUCACCGUAUAAUGCGGAGAGAUAAUUAUUAUAUCGCAAUGAUCGACAAGGACAUCCUUGACUUUAGCAUUCCGAUUCCGUUUUUGCGGAGCCAAAGGUGGCUGACGAGGAGCUUGAAGUUCAAUCUCGAUCUCUGCAUUAUGUAUUUUGUGUUCAACAGUCAGGGACAGAUCAACUCGACAUUUCUGAAGUAUGACAAACGAAAGGAGCUCUCUGAAGCUCUACGUCGCCGAUUCGUGAUUGCCGGAGCUUUCAAUCUUGUCUUUGCACCAUUCUUCAUGGUGUAUCUUUCUUUACUGUAUUUUUUUCAGUACUUUGACGAAUACCACAAAAAUCCUGGAUCUUUCAGUGCUCGUCAGUACAGCAGCUUCGCUGAAUGGAAAUUCCGAGGCUACAAUGAGCUGUAUCACUCUUUCAGGCGAAGGCUUGAUCUCAGCUGCUAUCCGGCAACGGAGUACGUCAAUCAGUUUCCAAAGGAAAUGCUUAACCAGAUCAUGCGCUUCGUGGUUGUCGUUGCCGGUGCGUUUGCUGCGGUAUUGGCGGUGGUGACUAUUAUCGAUCCUGAAGUCUUCUUGGGCUUUGAGAUUACGCAGGAUCGCAACGUGUUGUUUUACAUAGGAGUAUUUGGAUCUCUCUUGGCUGCCGCUCGUGGGAUGAUUCAAGACGAACGGCUUGUCUACGACCCGGAAGCGAACUUGCGAUACGUGGCAGAGUUCACGCAUUUUCUACCCUCGGAAUGGAAUGGAAAACUACACACUGAAGAGGUGAAGAAUGAGUUUACCAAGUACUACUGUUUGAAGAUCGUUUUGAUUUUACAGGAAAUGCUCAGUAUGAUUCUGACCCCCUUUGUCCUGUGGUUUUCACUCACGAAAUCAUGCGAUAAAAUCGUCGAUUUUUUCCGAGACUGCUCGUUAUAUGAAGAUGGUCUGGGAUAUGUGUGCACGUUUGCUGUCUACGAUUUCAGCAAGAAGCCUAGACUUAACCAGAUGCAUCGACAUAGCACGUAACGACAUCCAGCAUCUUUAUUUGUUUGCAAUUGGCGUAAUAUACAUAUCCGGUUUAUUGUAAUGGUCGGAGUUUGUGCGGGAUUCGCCCUCUUAUAAGUUUUUAGUAAUUUGUUUUGUCAUUCCAAUUAAUUAGGAUAUUAAUAUAUAAUUCGGAUCAAUAAGAGG
Myxozyma melibiosi is the source of this 1683-nucleotide messenger RNA. RefSeq names its product APG9-domain-containing protein. The transcript has 3 exons. The annotation marks the transcript as partial. Gene Ontology annotation, cellular component: phagophore assembly site; autophagosome. Gene Ontology annotation, biological process: autophagy of mitochondrion; protein localization to phagophore assembly site; nucleophagy. The record is from RefSeq and is a predicted model, not a curated record. NCBI's taxonomy places the organism in Eukaryota, Fungi, Ascomycota, Lipomycetes, Lipomycetales, Lipomycetaceae.